Falco peregrinus (peregrine falcon) is the source of this 1625-nucleotide messenger RNA. RefSeq names its product proteasome 26S subunit, non-ATPase 11 (gene PSMD11). Gene Ontology annotation, cellular component: proteasome regulatory particle, lid subcomplex. Lineage: Eukaryota; Metazoa; Chordata; Aves; Falconiformes; Falconidae. The record is from RefSeq and is a predicted model, not a curated record. Gene Ontology annotation, molecular function: structural molecule activity; protein binding. The transcript is spliced from 14 exons. Bases 64 to 1332 code for a protein of 422 amino acids. Gene Ontology annotation, biological process: ubiquitin-dependent protein catabolic process.
GGGGCGGGGCCUCCGGCUGCCGCUUCCGGGCUGGCGGUGAGGAGGGACUGAGGGAGCGGUAAGAUGGCGGCGGCGGCGGUGCUGGAGUUCCAGCGCGCACAGUCCCUGCUCUCCACCGACCGCGAGGCUUCCAUCGGCAUCCUCCACUCCAUAGUGAAACGCGAUGUCCAGGAAAAUGAUGAAGAAGCGGUGCAAGUCAAAGAGCAGAGCAUCCUGGAACUGGGGUCGCUUUUGGCCAAGACUGGGCAGGCAGAAGAGCUGGGAGGACUUCUGAAGUAUGUUCGACCCUUCUUGAAUUCUAUCAGCAAAGCAAAGGCAGCCCGCUUAGUCCGAUCUCUGCUCGAUCUCUUCCUUGAUAUGGAGGCAGCAACGGGACAGGAGGUUGACCUCUGUUUAGAGUGUAUUGAAUGGGCCAAAUCAGAGAAGAGGACUUUCCUACGCCAGGCUCUGGAGGCAAGGCUCGUCUCUUUGUACUUCGAUACCAAGAGGUACCAAGAAGCGCUGCAACUAGGCUCCCAGCUUCUUCGGGAAUUGAAAAAGAUGGACGACAAGGCAUUGCUGGUGGAGGUGCAGCUGUUAGAAAGUAAGACUUACCAUGCCCUGAGCAACCUGCCAAAAGCAAGAGCAGCCUUAACCUCUGCACGGACUACAGCCAACGCAAUCUACUGUCCGCCGAAGCUGCAAGCAGCGUUAGACAUGCAGUCAGGUAUUAUCCAUGCAGCGGAAGAGAAGGACUGGAAAACAGCCUAUUCAUAUUUUUACGAGGCGUUUGAGGGAUAUGAUUCAAUUGACAACCCAAAAGCCAUCACUGCGCUGAAAUACAUGUUGCUGUGUAAAAUCAUGCUGAACAUCCCAGAAGAUGUGCAAGCAUUAGUGAGUGGAAAGCUUGCUCUGCGGUAUGCAGGAAGACAGACAGAAGCACUAAAAUGUGUGGCACAGGCCAGUAAGAACCGAUCGCUGGCGGAUUUUGAAAAGGCUCUGACGGACUAUAAGGUGGAGCUCAGGGACGACCCCAUCAUAAACACUCACUUGGCUAAGCUCUAUGAUAACUUAUUGGAACAGAAUCUGAUCAGAGUCAUCGAACCCUUCUCCAGAGUACAGAUUGAACACAUAUCCAGCCUCAUCAAGCUCUCAAAGGCUGAGGUAGAAAGGAAACUGUCACAGAUGAUCUUGGACAAGAAAUUUCAUGGCAUCCUUGACCAAGGCGAGGGAGUCCUGAUCAUCUUCGACGAACCCCCCGUAGACAAAACUUACGAAGCUGCCCUCGAGACUAUUCAGAAUAUGAGCAAAGUAGUGGAUUCGCUCUACAACAAAGCCAAGAAGCUAACAUAGAGUUGAAUUUGCUAGCUGUCAUUUGGAGAGUGUGUGUGACAGGAGAGUGAAACCUUUGGGAAAAUGUUAGGAGACUUUUUUUUUUUUUUUUUUUUUUUCCUCUUUGUUCUACUUUUCGCUCGGAAAGUUUUUAAACUUCCUCAUCCAGUGCAUCUUGUAUUCCAUACGAUGCGUGUUCCAGUUUCCAUGUAAUCUUUACUGGCCGAACUUUGUAUCAGGGGUGGGGUGGGGGGAAUAUUGUUUAAACAAAGAGGGUAUUCUAAAUAAAAGGAAAAAGGCUUACACUACCUAAA